This is a messenger RNA of Plasmodium adleri (nom. inval.), 1101 nucleotides long. RefSeq names its product cytosolic preribosomal GTP-binding protein, putative. The record is from RefSeq and is a predicted model, not a curated record. Gene Ontology annotation, biological process: cytoplasmic translation. Gene Ontology annotation, cellular component: cytoplasm. Bases 1 to 1101 code for a protein of 366 amino acids. The transcript has a single exon. Gene Ontology annotation, molecular function: GTPase activity; GTP binding. NCBI's taxonomy places the organism in Eukaryota, Apicomplexa, Aconoidasida, Haemosporida, Plasmodiidae.
AUGUCGAUAUUACAAAAAAUUGCCGAUAUUGAAGCCGAAAUGGCCAAAACCCAAAAGAACAAAGCCACGAACUAUCACUUAGGGUUAUUAAAAGCAAAAUUAUCAAAACUAAAAGCUCAAUUAAUUGAAGGAGGUACAAAAGGAGGAGGAGGAGAAGGUGAAGGAUUUGAUGUCUCAAAAACAGGAGAUGCAAGAAUUGGUUUGGUUGGAUUUCCAUCAGUAGGGAAGUCUACAUUAUUAAAUAAAUUAACAGGCACAUUUUCUGAAGUAGCGUCAUAUGAAUUUACAACUUUAACUUGUGUACCUGGUAUAUUUAAAUAUAAAGGAGCUAAAAUGCAAUUAUUAGAUCUUCCUGGUAUUAUUGAAGGAGCAAAAGAUGGAAAGGGAAGAGGUAAACAAGUUAUUGCAGUAGCCAAAAGUUGUUCUUUAAUUUUAAUCGUUUUAGAUGUCUUAAAACCAUUAACAUAUAAAAAAAUUAUAGAAAAAGAAUUAGAAGGUUUUGGUAUAAGAUUAAAUAAGAAACCACCAAAUAUUAUUUUUCAAAAAAAAGAUAAAGGUGGUAUUAAUAUAACACACACGGUACCAUUAAAUAAUUUAGAUGAAGAAAUGAUUAAAUCUAUUUGUCAUGAAUAUAGAAUUAUAAAUGCAAAUAUUUCUAUAAGAUGUGAAGCAACUGUUGAUGAUAUUAUUGAUGUUAUAGAAGGAAAUCGUUUAUAUGUACCUUGUAUUUAUGUAUUAAAUAAAGUAGAUCAAAUAACAAUGGAAGAAUUAAAUCUUGUAACCAAACUACCUCAUAAUGUUCCUAUUUCAGCACAUCUAGAAUGGAAUUUAGAUGGACUCUUAGAAGCUAUAUGGAAUUAUUUAGAUUUAGUUCGUAUAUAUACAAAACCUAAAGGACAAAUACCAGAUUAUGAAUCUCCUGUUAUUUUGAAAAAAGAAAAAUGUAAAGUUGAACAUUUCUGUAAAAAAAUACACAGAUCGUUAGUACAACAAUUAAAAUAUGCCCUCGUAUGGGGGAAAUCGGUUAAGCAUAAUCCUCAAAAAGUCGGAAAGGACCACGAGUUGAAUGAUGAGGAUGUAGUUCAGUUGGUCAAAAAAUAA